Molecule: messenger RNA, 3463 nt
Organism: Phyllostomus discolor (pale spear-nosed bat)
Lineage: Eukaryota; Metazoa; Chordata; Mammalia; Chiroptera; Phyllostomidae
Gene: TSPAN18
Product: tetraspanin 18
Exons: 12
Coding region: 647-1393 (248 amino acids)
Cellular component (GO): membrane
Source: RefSeq, a predicted model, not a curated record
CAGCUGCCGCCGGCAUCUCCGGGGCUCCAGGCUACGGGGCGGACGCAGCGUGGAGCGAUCCACAGCGGAGCCGCGCGAGGCCGCCCGAGCCCCGGCCUCCAGCCCCGAGCCCCGAGCGAGCGCAGCCACCGCCUAGCGCCAGCGGGUCCCCGGACGCGCCGCCGCCAGGAAGGCAGCAGGCGCCCAGCAAGUUGGGAGCGCGCCGAUCUGCCCGGGGAAAGUUUCCCCCGCGACUGGGAGUUGGCGCGGGGUCCGGCCGCUGCAGCUGAAAGUGACUCUGGUUUCUCCGAGGAGGGAGGCCUGCCUGGAACAGCCCGCCCUGCCCUGGGAACCUGGGCAGUUUCUCCUGAAGCCACUCUCAGAGAGAGACCUCAAGAGAAUCUUAACAUCCCCGGAAGGAAAAGAUACCUGUUGAAAGAGGUGGGCAUCUCCUGGGCAGCCCUGAGCUUGCAGCGGUAAGAGCUUCUACAUUGUCGUCAGAGCUACUUGAACCCUUGGAAUUUGGCUUCUCGAAACGUGGGCACAGUCCUUUUCCAGACACCAGGCACCCAGGACAAGCUGGGCCAAUAAAAGAAAUACGCGGCAGCCCCUCUGACCGGGAGACUCCGUCCUGCUUACGCCCAGAGGACCGCCCAGGUGGAGCAUCAUGGAAGGCGACUGUCUGAGCUGCAUGAAGUAUCUGAUGUUUGUUUUCAAUUUCUUCAUAUUUCUCGGGGGGGCCUGUCUGCUGGGCCUCGGCAUCUGGGUCAUGGUGGACCCCACGGGCUUCCGAGAGAUCGUGGCUGCCAACCCCUUGCUCAUCACGGGCGCCUACAUCCUCCUGGCCAUGGGGGGCCUGCUCUUUCUGCUCGGCUUCCUGGGCUGCUGCGGGGCCAUCCGGGAGAACAAGUGUCUGCUGCUGUUUUUCUUCCUGUUCAUCCUGAUCAUCUUCUUGGCGGAGCUCUCGGCGGCCAUCCUGGCCUUCCUCUUCAGGGAGAACCUCACCCGUGAAUUCUUCACCAAGGAGCUCACCAAGCAUUAUCAGGGCAACAAUGACACAGACGUCUUCUCCGCCACCUGGAACUCGGUCAUGAUCACAUUUGGUUGCUGCGGGGUCAACGGCCCCGAGGACUUCAAGUUUGCGUCCGUGUUCCGACUCCUGACCCUGGACGGUGACGAGGUGCCCGAGGCCUGCUGCCGGAGGGAGCCCCAGACGCGGGCCGGGGUCCUGCUGAGCAGGGAGGACUGUAUCCUGGGCAGGGACCUGUUCCUGAACAAGCAGGGCUGUUACACGGUGAUCCUCAACGCCUUCGAAACCUACGUCUACCUUGCCGGAGCCCUCGCCAUAGGGGUGCUGGCCAUCGAGCUCUUCGCCAUGAUCUUCGCCAUGUGCCUCUUCCGAGGCAUCCAUUAGAGGGCGUGGCCUGGAGCCUGAAGACUCACCCUGCCCACCCACUGCACCCGAUGCCCUCCCCUCCCCCACACCCCUCCCCGGUAGGUCCCCGGGGAGGAGGUGAGGCCACAGUGAGCGGCCAGGAGAAGGGGCAGGGAGAAAUAGCUAUUUUUUUAACAAAACAAAAUGACAAAAAUAUGAACUGAUGUACCUCGCCUGAAUUCGGGGGUGGGGGCCGUGGGGGCCGUGGGCUCGCUGCACCCAGGAUGCAGUCUGCCCCAGAGACCAAAGCAACACCAGUGCCAGGUCUCCGAGGCCCAGCGGGACUCCGGCAGCCCUGGGCCUGGGAUGUCUCCCCGCAGCUUCUGAGCCUGGUGCCAAGAAAGUGAGGGUUUAGGCAACAAGGAGGUAAAAGCAGAUCUCAGAGAAAGGUUCUCAUCACCCAGAGGCCCCAAGGAGCCUCCGUCACCACAUCCUGGAGAACUCAGAACCCACUGGCAACCCCCAGUCCUCUGGCCGAUGGAGCUGUCCCUGCUCCUGCUCAGGCCCAGGCCGGGCUGCGGACACUGGACCCAAGAAUGGCCCAGCCGCCGGGGUCUUUGCUUCCCCUGCCGUCGGACCAAAUAACCGGGACGGCCCAGAGUCUCAGCCACACUCACACCGCACAUGCAUGAUGUUCCGAACCAGCACCCGGUGGUCUCCAGGCGGCCUGCCCCUCCCCCCCUGGGGCUGUCACCGACCCGGCAGGCCUGCUGCUCACACCAUUCCCUGGCUCCAGGGUCUCCCCAGGGCAGACGGGCUGGGGCCGGUCUCGUCCCAGCUCUACAGCUAAGAAAACCCUGGACUGUCCACCACCACCCCGCCCUCCCUCCCCCUCCCCCACACUUCUCAGCCGCCACACUUCUAACCACACACAUGUACACACACCAGAGCCCUUUUUCCGAGCUGCUCAUCUCUCCUUGUAAGCCCCUCCCCUCCCGUGUUCUCCACCAGCCCCCUGGCACCUAGGGCUGGAAGGAGCUCCCUGAGAUCACCCGGUUCUGUCCUCACCCAGAACUGAGGCCUGGGUAUCUUCUGUAAGAUCUCCGCCAAGACAUCUCCAUCCUCAUGCACCCCUCCAGGGACAGGGAGUUCACUACCUCCCAGGACAGCGUUCUGCCUUGGGGCUGCUGGCCUGAGCAUCAGCUCCAGGCACGGAAGAGACUCUGUUUUCCCGCAGUGCCAUCCAAGGCAGAGCCCUUGCUCCCUACGUGUGUUAGGGGCGCACGCUGUGUCCCCGGUCCCCGUUGUCUCCAGGCUAAAGAACUCCAGGGCAUCUCGUCCUUCCUGCUGCCACACGGCUUCCUGUGCCGUCACUGUCCGCCGCAUGCUUCUGAGGCUCCCGCCGGCUCGGGCAGGAGGAGGCUCCCCUGCAGACUCCCUGACACCCACAAGCGCGGCGCCCGCAAGUCAGCCCUCGCCCGUCACACAGGCCUCAGACUCUAGACCAGUGUCAGCUCCUGGGCGGCACGAGGCCUCCACCCCGAUCAGUGGGGAGCGGCUGUGGGGGGCUGUGCAGAGGGUCCGAGGUUUGUGUAGGGUGGAGAGGGAGAGGCCGUGUAAUUCCGGCUCGUGGCGUCUGCCAGGCACUGGAAGCUUGGUUAGUACCGUCUGCCACGGGCGUGGGCGGGGCAGCGCAGUGCCUGUCCUCCUCCCCACUGUCUCUCCUCAGGGUCUGGGGCCAGGCCCUGUGCCGGCUUCCGGCCACUGGGGGAGACAGCUGUGGCCUGGAGCCCGGCACCCCCCUCCUCUGCCACCUGCCCGCUUCUGAGAUGCAGCCGGAGUUCUGGGCCUGCUGUAAAGGUUGGGUUAGACCUCCCACCUCUCUCCCCCCACCCCCGUUCCCACCAACUGGGUCUUUCCAAAUUGUCCCUGGAACAGCCUGCCCUGGUGAUUCCGUGAUGCCACAAGCUCCCUAGAAACUAAGCUCCCCAGGGUCAAGGGGGCCCACAGCGGGUACCCCAGCCUAACCUGAGAAGGGCCUGGGGCCUGCCCUUCCAGAUCCACCAGUUUCCUGGAAAAGCCAAGUGGCUGGUCUGAGGUUGACCAAAA